Arabidopsis lyrata subsp. lyrata is the source of this 1554-nucleotide messenger RNA. RefSeq lists its product as uncharacterized. The coding region runs from base 319 to 1215 and encodes 298 amino acids. The transcript is spliced from 2 exons. The record is from RefSeq and is a predicted model, not a curated record. Lineage: Eukaryota; Viridiplantae; Streptophyta; Magnoliopsida; Brassicales; Brassicaceae.
CCGAAUCGGAAGUUCACUUCUUAUUUACCCCCGAAUCAAAUGUUCGAGAGUUACAACCACACGAGUCUGGGUUUAAUCGGUUUACUGUAACCAAAACCCAAUGCUAAACCAAUUAAAUGUUUUAUUAACCAGAUUAAACCCUAAUAUACCCAAAUUCAACCCGAUUUCACUAACUUAACCAAAACCCACCCCGAUUUAACCCCAAAAUCGAAAACACAAACCCUAAAAUCAGAAAUCAAAAGAAAUCCCCAAAUAUUUCCGACGAACCCUAGAGAGAAAAUUUGAGUGAUCGAAGCUUCCAAUCUCUGCAAUCGAAGGAUGUCUGUAGUUGUUGGUGACCCGGAUAUUGGUGAUGUCGAUCCUGAAGCUGAAGAUAGAGACCAAUUUCACAUCGAAGAAAUGUUGAAUGAGUGGAGUGACGAACCUCUGAUUCGCCAUGAUGUGUACCCAGAGAGCGAUGCUGAAGAGAAUGGCGAUGGUCCUGAGAGAUUUCAUACUCAUAUAAGGAGAGGUGAUGGUCAUUUGUACCAGAAGCAAACUUUCUUCAGUGGAGAUGCGUUCAAGGAGGCUGUCACUGAUUAUGCUCUGAGGACAGGAUGCAAUCUGAAGCAGUACAGGUAUGACAAUGAUAAAAUUGGCUUCAAAUGUAUUGGUAACGAUGGUAAGGAGGAAGGAGUACGGUGUGAAUGGCAAGUUUAUGCCGCGAUUCUUCGUAAAGAUAACAUGUGGAAGAUUAGGAAGUUUGUAGAUAAUCAUAGCUGCAUCCCAAAUGGGGAGUGUGAGAUGUUUAAGAUGCCACAUAUAGCUAGGUUAUUCGUUGAUAAGAUUAGGGAUAAUCCGGAAUUCUACAUGCCAGCUAAGAUUGAAGAACUGAUAAAGGAACAAUGGAAGAUAUCUGUCACUAGGAAUCAAUGUCAGGCUGCGAGAAAGAAGGCAAGGCAAUGGAUUGAGAAGGAGUAUGAUGAGCAGUUUGCAAGAUUAAGAGACUAUGCUGCUGAGAUUUUUGAUUCAAAUCCGGAUUCACAUGUAGAAGUGGAUUGUCUGACCAAUGAGGAAGGUGAAGACAUGUUCAAUAGGUUUUAUGUCUGUUUUGAUAGCCUAAGAAAGACUUGGAAGGAGAGCUGCAGGCCUCUUAUUGGCAUUGAUGGAUGUUUUCUGAAGAAUAAGGUAAAGGGUCAGUUGUUGGUAGCAUUAGGCAGGGAUGCUAAUAUAUAACAAGAUCUAUCCUGUAGCUUGGGGAGUGGUUAAAGUGGAGAAUACAGAGAAUUGGGUUUGGUUUGUGAAGAAUUUGAAGAAAGACUUAGGAUUAGGUGAUGGUGAAGGCUUCAUCAUGCUCUCAGAUAGGCAAAAGGGUUUGAUCAAAGGUGUUCAACUUGAGUUGCCAAACAUAGAGCAUCGGAUGUGUGUUCAACAUAUAUACGGGAACUUGAAGAAGAAUCAUGGAAGUAAAACCCGCAUGAAGCCACUGUUAUGGGAUUUGGCAUGGGCAUAUAAUGAGAAAGAUUAUAAGCAUAAUCUAGAGAGGAUCUUCUGCUAUGACACAGUCGUCUUCAA